Messenger RNA from Haliotis rufescens (red abalone), 24139 nucleotides. Its product is annotated as mucin-5AC-like. Gene Ontology annotation, molecular function: protein binding. The record is from RefSeq and is a predicted model, not a curated record. The coding region runs from base 98 to 23764 and encodes 7888 amino acids. Lineage: Eukaryota; Metazoa; Mollusca; Gastropoda; Lepetellida; Haliotidae. Gene Ontology annotation, cellular component: extracellular matrix. The transcript is spliced from 71 exons.
CAAAUUGUCUCAAGUUUUACGCAGGCCUCUCAAAGUUUCGACAUCAACGGGGACACAGCCAAGGGAAUUUUGCAGCUGUAAUUGUGCGCCUAUCGAAAUGGCACCAGGUGCCUCUCUCAAGACCCUGUACCUUGGCAUUCUGCUUUUCUCGGCCAUCGAAGCUGCCAGAGUCAAGCGUCAAGCGGUAGGUAACUCCGCCUGUCAACCUAUACCUGCCCCCAAUAACGGAAAGAUCAACUGUGCCAGCAGCCCCGAUGGAUUUGACUUUGUCUGCACUGCUACCUGCAACACAGGAUUCCAGUUCAAGACAAACGAGGCUUCUGUAGAAAGAUCAUGUGACAACUUUGAUGGAAACUGGUUUGACGGGAAGGAUGUCCCCGAGUGUCAGCCUGUGUGCUCACCGGGGUGUCUGAACGGUGGAUCGUGCAAGGAGCCUAAUAAGUGCGCAUGCAUAGACGGAUGGCGAGGAACACACUGCCAGCACCAUGCUAGUCUCUGCGUGAAGCCCGCUGGUCCCAUGUUCGGCAGCAUCCAGUGCAAGGCCGACAGUACCGCUACUGUCUGCACUGUGGGAUGUGCACCCACCUUCAAGUUCAAGACGCCCCCUGCUGCCGAGUACAGGUGCACUGCUGAUGGCACAUGGAGUCCCCCGAAGGAGAGCAUCCCAGACUGUGUGCAAGAACAAGUUGUUGCCCCAUCUGUCCAGCCAACUGGUAGCUUAAUCCACCCCGAGGUCAACGGUGACGCCACCUGCGUUGCAUGGGGCCAGGAUCACUACAGGACAUUCGACAACAAGAUGUACACAUUCCAGGGCAACUGCCACUACCUCCUCGCUAAGGACUGCGCCUUCAACACCUUUGACAUCCACGUCAUCAACGACGGGAACUGCACGGUCGGAAAACAAUGCAAGAGGGAACUUGACAUCUAUAUGGGUGCAACGAAAAUCAGCUUGCGUCAAGGCCUAGGUGCUGAUGGACCCGAGGUCACGUGGAAUGAUGCCCCUGUGAAAGUCCCCGGCGCACAUGACGGUGUUGUGUAUGAACUGGUCGGCUCCUAUAUCACCAUCAAAAGUGGACUUGGCUUUAAGGUCAAAUGGGACGGGAAGGAGUCCAUCUUCGUUCAGGUAGCGGAUGAUCUGAAGGGCAAGACGUGUGGUCUGUGUGGCCGUUACGAUGGUGACCCCAACAACGACUUCGAGACAGACGCCGGCAAAGUUGUCACAUCUGCCGCUAGUUUCGCCACAAGUUGGAAGAAGGAACUUCUUGAUGGAUCCUCAUGUCCCGACGUCUCCCAACAUGGCGUGUGCAAGAUGGACACCCCCCAAAACAGCCAGAAGGCCCUCAAGGCAUCCUCUAUCUGCCAGCAGCUGCUGACAGAUGGCUCCUUCGCUGCCUGCCAUGCUCUUGUGGAUGUGAACCCCUACAUCGAGGCUUGCAAGACCGACUGCUGCAAUGGUGAUGCCAACAGCUGCAUGUGCAACACCUUCGAGGCCUACUCAAGGGAAUGCAUGUCAAAGAAGGUCAAACUCUCCUGGAGAAAGCCAGACAGAUGCCCUGUGGUGUGUCAGCGAAACCUGAUCUUCAAGGAAUGUGGUAGCCCCUGUCAGAAGAGGUGUCAGGACACAAGUGCCACCUGCAAUGAAGACGCAUGUGUUGAUGGCUGCUUCUGUCCCGACAGUACCGUCCUCCACAACGGCGAGUGCAUCCCUGCUGACACCUGCCCCUGUGAGAGCAAUGGUCAUGAGUUCAACCAAGGAGCAACCAUCCCCAGGGACUGCAACACAUGCACAUGCUAUGGUGGCAAGUGGAACUGUACUACCAAGAAAUGUGAAGCUACCUGUUCUGCCACUGGAGAUCCUCACUACAUGACGUUCGAUGGUUUCCGCUACAACUUCAUGGGUACCUGCAGCUACUACCUCAUCUACGACCCAAACUUCGACAUCAUCGUUGACAACAUUAAAUGUGGACAUGGCGAGGCAUCAUGCACGAAAUCUGUCACCCUUGAUGUCAAUGGAAUGAACAUCAAGCUUGACCACAACCACCAGCUCUUUGUGAAUGGGAAGGAAAUCACCAAACUUCCAUACAAGGCUGAGGGAAUCAAGAUCUUUAUGGUGUCUUCUCUCUUCAUGCAGGCUGAGCUGGAUAAUGGCAUCAAGAUCCUCUGGGACGGGCGUACUCGUGCCUACAUCACCGCCCCUCCAUCCUUCAUGAAGAAGACCAAGGGUCUCUGCGGCUACUUUGACGGCAACCAGAACAAUGACUUCCUCACAAAGGAAGGUGACAUAGAGACCAAUGUCAACGCCUUUGGUAACCGCUGGAAGACUGAGGCCACGUGUCGUGACAUGCCUACGACCCCUCAGGCCCACCCCUGUGACCUGAACGCUCAGAGGAAAGCCAAGGCUGUGACUGAAUGCCAGAAGCUUAAGAGUGACACUUUCAAGGAAUGUCAUGAUGUUGUGGAUGUCGACCAGUUCUAUGACGAUUGUUUGUAUGACACAUGUGCUUGCACCGAUAACCUCAAAGACUGCAUGUGCCCCAACUUCGGCGAAUACGCCGACACCUGUGCUUCUAAGGGCAUCAAGAUCAACUGGCGUUCUGAAAUUACCGAGUGUGCACUGGUGUGUACCGGCGGUCAGGAGUAUCAAGUCUGUGGCAGCCCCUGCGCCAGAACCUGCCGAAACAUUGCCGAGAACGAGGCCUGUCAGGAGAGAUGCGUGGAAGGAUGCAACUGUCCCGCAGGCGAGUCACUGAACAACGAUGGCGAGUGUGUCAGCAUUACACAGUGUCCUUGCAUUUUUGACGAGAGGGAAUAUGCUGCUGGAUACACCACCAUCAAGGGAGAUGAACUCUGUGAAUGCGUUGGUGCCAAAUGGCACUGUCAGAACCUUCACGGCAAAGACGGAUCCACACCCCUGCCCACCACAAAGCCUAUCCAGUCUCUCUGUGAGGAGAACAAGGAGUACACAACCUGCGUCUCUGCAUGCCCCGUCACAUGCGACAACGUGCACGACCCACCCACGUGCACCACGAGCAACUGUGAGCCUGGCUGUGUAUGUAAACCAGGGUUUGUAAAGGAGGGUGACCGAUGUGUGGAGUCCAACCAGUGCCCAUGUCACCAUGGAGGGAAGGCUUACUUCGAGGACGAUAAGAUCGUAAUGGACUGUAAUGAAUGCACAUGCAAGAGUCGCAAGUGGGAAUGUGAGAUGAAGGACUGUCCCGCCAUCUGCAGCACAUACGGUGACUCCCAUUACAGGACCUUUGACGGGAAGCCAUUUGAGUUCCAAGGUAACUGCGACUAUGUCCUUGCCAAAUCUACAGAUACCAAUGGCGUCAAGUUCCUGAUCACCACUGAGAACAUCCCUUGUGGCACCAGUGGUGUAACUUGCACCAAGGCAAUAGAGUUUUCUGUGGGUGAGCCUGGCUCUGCUAACUUCUACCGCCUUGAUCUUGUUCGUGGUAAACCAGUCACGACAGAGCCGGGGUCACCUUUCGACAUCAAGGACGUUGGCAACUUUAUCUACAUUAACACCACAUUAGGGAUCGCCAUGCAGUGGGACAAAGGAACAACCCUUUACAUCAGGCUUAGCACACCACACAGGAAUAAGGUUGUUGGUCUAUGUGGUAACUUCAAUGGCGAUCAAAAGGAUGACUUCCAAAUGCCCCAAGGAGGUCCUCCCGCCGUCAAGGCCACAACUUUUGGCGACUCCUGGAAGGUCCAUGACUACUGCGCACCCUCAACUGUCAUCACUGACACUUGUGAGGCAGCUCCUCACCGCAAACCGUGGGCUCAGAAGAAAUGUGGCAUCAUGCAGUCUGACCUGUUUGAGCCCUGUCACCAUGUCGUAGCCUACCAGGCUUACAUGGACAAAUGCAUAUUUGAUGCCUGUGCUUGUGACCUAGGAGGCGACUGUGAAUGUCUCUGUACUGCUAUUGCCGCUUAUGCCCAUGAAUGCGCUGUCAAAGGAGUGCCCAUCAGAUGGAGGAGCAAUGAACUUUGUGCCAUUGAAUGCACCGACUGCUUCACCUACAACCCCUGUAUUUCUACCUGCCCAAAGAAGACUUGCGACAACCGUCUUGUGUAUGACCAACUGACACGGGACUGCAAGCAGGACCUGUGUUUCGAGGGUUGUGAUGCCCAGGCCUGCCUCCCAGGACAGGUGUACGACAAUAACGUCUCACCAAUGAAGUGCAUCCCAGAGCCUUUCUGUAACACCACAGCCUGUGUCCUUAACGGAAGAGCAUACAUAGAGGGAGACAGGAUCACCGAUGAGACCAUUUGUAGAUCUGAGUGUGAGAUCUGUACUUGUACCAAUGGGGAACUGAAGAGAAUGGGCUACUGCACGGGAAGUACACCAUUUGUCUCAACCCCUUCUGUCAUACCUACGGCUCAACCAACAGUCUCCCCAACUAUACACACAGUUUCCUCCGAAACCGCAACGCCCUAUGCAACUACAGCAAUACCCCCUGCCUGUCUGAGUACUGGUUGGACCUCCUGGAUGAGUUACUCUGUGCCUACACCAGCCAAUAUCGGAGACAUUGAGACCAUCACUGGUCUUAGGAAGUCAUAUUCCUUCUGUGACCAUUCUAUGAUGAGUGCCAUUGAAUGUCGCGUCGUUGGCCAGAACACCAAGGCCGAAAUGUCUGGCCAGAAGGUCACAUGCAAUCUGCGAGAGGGACUUAAAUGCUACCAUAAAGACCAGCCCAGCGGACUCUGCCUCGACUUUGAAGUUCGAUAUUACUGUGACUGUUCAGCAGCGCCAUCUGCCAGUCCAGUGUUUCCAGGACAAAGUGGUAAGCCAACAGCUAGUCCAAGUGCAGGAGAGAAUGGUGUUCCCACGUCUGGCCCAGGACUUCCAGGACAAAGUGGUCAGCCAACAGCCAGCCCAAGUGCAGGACAGAGUGGUGUUCCUACGUCUGGCCCAGGACUUCCAGGAAAAAGUGGUCUGCCAACAGCAAGUCCAAUUCCUGGAGAGAGUGGUCAACCAACAGCCAGUCCAAGUGCAGGACAGAGUGGUGUACCCACGUCAAUCCCAGCACUUCCAGGACAAAGUGGUCAGCCAACAGCCAGCCUAAGUGCAGGACAGAGUGGUCUACCAACAGCCAGUCCAAGCGCCGGUAAGAGUGGUGUACCCACGUCCAGCCCAAGCCUUCCAGGACAAAGUGGUCUGCCAACAGCAAGUCCAAGUGCAGGACAGAGUGGUCAACCAACGGCGAGUCCGAAUGUAGGGCAGAGUGGUCUUCCCACCAGCAGUGUAAUGACAAAAGCUCCUUACAGUUGUACUGAAGGCUGGUCAGCCUGGAUGAACACUGAUCGACCUACCAUCAGCCACAGCUUUGAAUUUGAAGGAGACGGUGAUCAUGAAGACCUUGAUGCACUUAGAUAUUACUACAGCUUCUGUUCACAACUAUCUAGUGUACAGUGCAGGAGUGCCACUACCGGCCAAAUGUACCACAUGACAGCUGAUGUAGGAACAGAAUGCAACAUCAAGCAGGGCUUCUCAUGUGCUAACGACAAACAAGCUGCAGGCAUAUGUGAUGACUAUGAAAUCAGCGUUUUCUGUGACUGUGGCCAAAAUCCAACUGCAGUACCAACCGCUAAGCCAACACUAGCCCCAGGGUAUACAACUCCUAAACCCGGACAGCCUUUUGAGUCAAUUCCGUCGUGUAUGUGGACACAGUGGAUGAAUUCCUUUGAGAAGAAACCAGGGACUGAUGGUGACUUUGAAACAAUGAGCAGCCUACGCCUGAAAUAUCCAUUCUGUGCCCAGCCAGUAGCCAUACAAUGUAGAGUGAAACCCACAUCUGAAAAUCCAAAGGAAAUAUCAUAUGAAAAAUCUGGUGGAAUGGGUGUUUCCUGCAACUUGAACAGAGGUCUUGUAUGUGUAGAUUCCAUGCAACCUAAUGGAAAGAAAUGUUUAGAUUAUGAAGUGAGGUUAUACUGUACAGAUGCUUGUCCGUCCACUGUUGCCCCAGAGGGAACACCUACCGCUGAACCUCCUAAGAGUGAAACAGGUUUCCCAACAGCCAGUCCAGGUCUUCCAGGAAAGAGUGGUCUUCCUACAGCCAGUCCAGGUGUUACAGGAGGAAAGAGCGGUCAACCAACAGCGAGCCCAAGUGCAGGACAGGGUGGUCUUCCCACAGCCAGUCCAGGUGUUAUAGGAAAGGGGGGUCUUCCCACAGCGAGUCCAAGUGCAGGACAGAGUGGUCUUCCAACAGCUACUCCAGGUAUAGGGGAAAGUGGUCAGCCAACAGCCGGGCCAGGUAUUACAGGAAAGAGCGGUCAACCAACAGCCAUUCCAAGUGCAGGACAGAGUGGUCUUCCCACAGCCAGCCCCGGUGUUACAGGACAAAGCGGUCAACCAACAGCCAGUCCAAGUGCAGGACAGAGUGGUCUUCCAACAGCCAGUCCAUCCGGUAUACAAGGAGGCACCCCAACAGCCUCUCUGCAGAUUUGUAAAGAGGGGUGGACAGGGUGGAUCAACUCUGAUAAACCUACAGUUGGCAAUGGCGAUGUUGAAACUGUCAGUGGAAUUGCUGGGUAUCCAAAAACAUGCAUGAAGGUUCUUUCAGCUGAAUGUAGAGUUGCCGAAACUAAAGCUGACUAUAGAUCUACUGGACAGCAGGUUAACUGUGAUAGCUACGGGCUUGAAUGUAUCAAUGGAGAAAAUCAACAAUGUGCAGAUUAUGAAGUUCGAUUCUAUUGUUUCUGUGGAGAAGAGACAACUCCAGGUGAAGUGCCUUCGGUUACUCCAACUGCACGCCCCUCCGUAUCCCCAGUAGCUGGAAUCAGUGGGCAGCCAGAGACCAUUGUCUGCAACCAUGGCUGGACAUCCAUGAUGAAUGAGGCACGCCCUGGAGAUUCAGAUGGGGGAGACCUGGAGACCAUUGACAAGCUGAGAAAGUCAAACAAGUUCUGUGACGAGAGCAAUAUCAUCUCUAUAGAGUGUGUUGUUGCUGGAACCAAUACAGGUCAUGAAAUGACAGGGCAGCAGGUAACAUGUGACAAACAGGCUGGUCUCCUCUGCUUCAACAGCAAACAGUCCAAUGGCCAGUGUCUGGAUUAUGCAGUCCGAUUCUUCUGUGACUGUGCUCAAUCCACACCCUACAACCCCGUGGUCACUACAUAUGCUGUAUACACUGGCUCCAAUGAGAUGACACCAUCUCUCAUUCCAUCAGCUAAACCGAGUGUCAGCCCAGUCGUUCAGAUAACAUCUGCUCCACCAAGCAUUGACCAUAGCGGAAUGCCAACAGCAAGUCCUAUACCAGGACAGAGUGGUAGCCCAUCAGCACAGCCACCAACAGGGCCAGGUGGUCAACCAACAGCCAGCCCAGGUGUAACAGGAAUGAGCGGUCUUCCAACCGCCAGUCCAAGUGCAGGGCAGAGCGGUCAACCAACAGCCAGUCCAAGUGCAGGGCAGGGUGGUCAACCAACAGCCAGCCCAGGUGUAACAGGAUUCAGCGGUCUUCCCACGGCCAGUCCAAGUGCAGGACAGAGUUUUAAGCCCACUGCCCUACCUCAAGUCGUAACAACUUGUGCAUCAUAUUGGUCUCAGUGGUUCAACCGUGACAAGCCUUCAACAGGUGGAGGGGACCAUGAGCAUGUUUCACACGAGGAUUUGAACAAUAAAUUUGCAUUCUGCUCUGGUGGGGAGAUUACCGACCUCCAAUGUUUCGGACUUGGCACACAAGCCUAUUCAUUCUCCACUGGAGAGGUCACACAAUGUGAUCUGAAGAAGGGAUUCACGUGUCUCAACGCCGAAAAUACACCACUAAACUGCCAAGACUACCAAAUUAGAUACUUCUGUCAAGUCUGUGCACUUGUACCAACUGCCGCCCCAAGCGCAGCUCCAAGUGGUCUUCCAACUACUUCCCCAGGAUUUCCAGGACAAAGUGGUCAGCCAACAGCCAGCCCAGUAACUGGGCAGAGUGGUCAACCAACAGCAAGCCCAAGUGCAGGACAGAGUGGUCUUCCAACAGCUACUCCAGGUGUUACAGGAAAGAGCGGUGUUCCAACAGCAAGUCCAAGUGCAGGACAGAGUGGUCAACCAACAGCUACUCCAGGUAUAGGGGAAAGUGGUCAGCCAACAGCCGGCCCACCAGGUGUUACAGGAAAGAGCGGUAUUCCAACAGCGAGUCCAAGUGCUCGACAGAGUGGUCUUCCAACAGCCGGCCCACCAGGUGUUGUAGGAAAGAGCGGUGUUCCAACAGCGAGUCCAAGUGCAGGACAGAGUGGUCUUCCAACAGCUACUCCAGGUGUUACAGGAAAGAGCGGUCAACCAACAGCCAGUCCAAGUGCAGGACAGAGUGGUCUUCCAACAGCUACUCCAGGUGUUACAGGAAAGAGCGGUAUUCCAACAGCGAGUCCAAGUGCAGGACAGAGUGGUCAACCAACAGCUAGUCCAGGUAUAGGGGAAAGUGGUCAGCCAACAGCCGGCCCACCAGGUGUUACAGGAAAGAGCGGUCAACCAACAGCCAGUCCAAGUGCAGGACAGAGUGGUCUUCCAACAGCCGGCCCACAAGGUGUUGUAGGAAAGAGCAGUGUUCCAACAGCGAGUCCAAGUGCAGGACAGAGUGGUCUUCCAACAGCUACUCCAGGUGUUACAGGAAAGAGCAGUAUUCCAACAGCGAGUCCAAGUGCAGGACAGAGUGGUCUUCCAACAGCCGGCCCACCAGGUGUUGUAGGAAAGAGCAGUGUUCCAACAGCGAGUCCAAGUGCAGGACAGAGUGGUCUUCCAACAGCUACUCCAGGUGUUGCAGGAAAGAGCGGUAUUCCAACAGCGAGUCCAAGUGCAGGACAGAGUGGUCUUCCAACAGCCGGCCCACCAGGUGUUGUAGGAAAGAGCAGUGUUCCAACAGCGAGUCCAACUGCAGGACAGAGUGGUCUUCCAACAGCUACUCCAGGUGUUGCAGGAAAGAGCGGUAUUCCAACAGCGAGUCCAAGUGCAGGACAGAGUGGUCAACCAACAGCUAGUCCAGGUAUAGGGGAAAGUGGUCAGCCAACAGCCGGCCCACCAGGUGUUACAGGAAAGAGCGGUCAACCAACAGCCAGUCCAAGUGCAGGACAGAGCGGUCUUCCCACAGCUAUUCCAGGUAUAGGGGAAAGUGGUCAGCCAACAGCCGGCCCACCAGGUGUUACAGGAAAGAGCGGUGUUCCAACAGCCAGUCCAAGUGCAGGACAGAGUGGUCUGCCUACAGCAUCUCCUAGUGGUGGAGUCAGUGGUCAGCCAACGCCUGGACCAGACCAUGCUAUCAACAAUUCCCCAAGUGCCAAGCCACACACUGUGGUCCCAACAGCUUCCCCGUCAUAUCUGCCUGUUACCAAGACAACAGCUAUAUACACUACUUCUGAAAACACAAUUACCAUCACAAAGAAAGUGUGUGACAUCCCAAUGGGCACUGGAAAUCGUGAUCUUUUUGGAAGGGACCAGUUUUCUUCUUCCACAUCUUUCGACUACAGUUUUGAGGCAGAUAGGGGACGUUUGGAUACAGCCAAAGAAGGAAACCUUGCAGGAGCAUGGAUGCCAAGAAUGAACGACAAAGAGCAAUGGAUACAAGUUGACCUCAAACAUCCUGAGUUCAUCACUGGAGUGGUAACACAGGGACGACCAUCCAUGGAUCACUGGGUCACAAAAUACACUGUCCUUACCAGUAUAGAUGGAAUUGACUUUACUCCUUACACCAGGAGUGGGGAAACGGCCACAGUUGUAUUCAAUGGCAAUUCAGACAGAAAUACUCAGGUCAGAGGUUUGUUUGACAGGGAAAUAAUUGCCAGAUAUGUUAGAAUCCAGCCCCAGGAAUGGAAUGGCAUGAUUGCUCUCCGUUUUGAUAUUCUAUCAUGCUCAGGGCUCACAAGUGGACCAGCCACUAUUGCCCCACCUGGUGUCUCUGGAAGUCCAACUGCUGUCCCACCAGGUGUCACUGGUAGCCGAACUGCCGUCCCACCAGGUGUCUCUGGAAGCCCAACUGCCGUCCCACAAGGUGUCACUGGUAGCCGAACUGCCGUCCCACCAGGUGUCUCUGGAAGCCCAACUGCCGUCCCACCAGGUGUCUCUGGAAGCCCAACUCCUUCACCCAAGGCUGGAAUCUCUGGAAUUCCAACUCCCAAGACUGGAAUCUCAGGAAGCACAACUGCCGUUCCACCAGGUGUCUCCGGUAGCCUAACCGCCGUCCCACCAGGUGUCUCUGGAAGCCCAACUGCCGUCCCACCAGGUGUCUCUGGAAGCCCAACUGCCGUCCCACCAGGUGUCUCUGGAAGCCCAACUGCUUCACCCAAGACUGGAAUCUCCGGAAGUCCAACCGCCGUCCCACCAGGUGUCUCUGGAAGCCCAACUGCCGUCCCACCAGGUGUCUCUGGAAGCCCAACUCCUUCACCCAAGGCUGGAAUCUCUGGAAUUCCAACUCCCAAGACUGGAAUCUCAGGAAGCACAACUGCCGUUCCACCAGGUGUCUCUGAAAGUCCAACUGCCGUCCAACCAGGUGUCUCCGGUAGCCUAACCGCCGUCCCACAAGGUGUCUCUGGAAGCCCAACUGCCGUCCCACCAGGUGUCUCUGGAAGCCCAACUGCCGUCCCACCAGGUGUCUCUGGAAGCCCAACUGCUUCACCCAAGACUGGAAUCUCCGGAAGUCCAACCGCCGUCCCACCAGGUGUCUCUGGAAGCCCAACUGCCGUCCCACCAGGUAUCUCUGGAAGUCCAACUGCCCGCCCCCCAGGUGUCUCUGGAAGCCCAACUGCCGUCCCACCAGGUGUCUCUGGAAGUCCAACUGCAGUCCCACCAGGUGUCUCUGGAAGCCCAACUGCCGUCCCACCAGGUGUCUCUGGAAGUCCAACCGCCGUCCCACCAGGUGUCUCUGGAAGCCCAACUGCCGUCCCACCAGGUGUCUCUGGAAGCCCAACUGCUUCACCCAAGACUGGAAUCUCCGGAAGCCCAACUGCCAUCCCACCAGGUGUCUCUGGAAGCCCAACUGCCGUCCCACCAGGUGUCUCUGGAAGCCCAACUGCUGUCCCACCAGGAGUGUCGUCCGGUGUCGUGUGCAGUCAACCAAUGGGAAUAGACAACGCAUUAACUGUCAAGGACACUCAGAUCACAGCAUCAGGAUUUAGUGGCAACAGAUUCACUGCUCCUGCUGGACGUCUCUUCAACGAAUUUGGAGCAUGGUCACCUAAAGUCAACAACGGUGACCAGUGGAUAAUGGUGAAUUUCCUGAAGCCACAGGUCAUCAAUGGUAUCUUGACCCAAGGAAGCCCCAUCAGUGACAAAUGGGUUACACAAUUCAUCGUGUCAUACAGUACGGACGGCUUCACCUUCAUUCCUAUUAAAGACUCGGCGACAGGGAAGAGUAUGAUCUUUACUGGCAACAGCGACCGGAACACCAUCAUGAAGAACAUCUUCCCUCAACAGGUGACUGUUCAAUACAUCAAGAUCACUCCCGUCGCCUGGUCCCAAGCUGGCAUUGGAAUGCGUUUCAAUAUGCUUGGCUGCUACAAGCCAAGUAUUACACCCACAGCGACUCCUACGGCCAAGCCAACAGUUGCCCCUGAGUUCACUGUGACAACCGGAGUUACUAUGCCCGAGCCAUCACCGGUGUCAACGCUGGAACCUGUCUGCACUGUUCCAAUGGGAGUGGAAAACUACAGGAUUGUUGGUGAAAGUCAGUUGACUGCUUCAUCAGAGAAGGACAAGGCACAUGGUUCAAUCUAUGCACGAAUCAACCAAGGAACGGAUGAAUUUGCUGGAUCCUGGGUCCCAGCACCCACAGAUAAGACACCUUGGAUUCAGGUAGAUUUUCUGGAGCCCAAAACUAUCUCUGGCGUCAUAACCCAGGGAUCUGGAAAGGACAACGGUUGGGUUGAGACCUACACAGUCAGAUACAGCUUCGAUGGCAAAACUUUCACUGACUACACUGGCACUGGAGGCAAGCCCGCCAAGGUGUUCAAUGGCAACUCUGACUCCAAAACUCCAGUUCCUGUCCUUUUCAACAGAGAUAUCAUUGCACGUUUCGUCCGUAUUGUUCCAGUGACGUCUCAUGGAGUGACAUCCCUCAGGUUCAACAUCCUCGGCUGCAAUCCAUCCCCAGCUAAUCCAUUAAUACCAACGACAGCUGGACCAGGAACUCCAACAGCUAGUCCACCACUCGGUGGACAGAGCGGUGUACCCACAGCAAGUCCCCCUACAUCAUCCUGCAAAACCAGCCACUGGACCCCAUGGAUCAACAAGGACACGCCUGAUACUGGUAAAGGAGACUAUGAGAAGAUCACACCAGAACAGCAACAACAGUACUGCUCUGGUGGGAAACUCACAAAGAUUGACUGUCAAACAGUAGAUGAUAUUGAAUAUUUCAGCAGUGGAGAAGUCAUGAAGUGCUUACUGACAACCGGGUCAACUUGCAAUAAUGCUGACAACAUGCCCAUACCAUGCAGUGACUACAAGAUCCGCUACUUCUGUGAGUGCCUUGCCCCUACAGCCAGUCCAGUUCCUGGGCAAAGUAGUCAGCCAACAGCUAGCCCAGGCAUUGAACAGAGUCUUUUGCCAACAGCCAGCCCAGUCCCUGAAGUCACGACACAAUCAGUGUGUCUCAUCCCAAUGGGUAUCGAAAACUCCUACUUUGUCAGCAACAGCCAGCUCACAUCUUCAUCAUCUCUUGAUGCCAAACAUUCUGCAUCAGUAGGACGUUUAUACAACACCAAGGGAGCAUGGAGCCCAUCAUCAAAUGAAAAGCAAUGGCUUCAAGUGAAUUUCCUGAAACCAACUCUUAUCUCUGGAGUGAUGACACAAGGUAGUCCCGAAGCUCCUAAAUGGGUUACGAAAUACAAUGUCUUCCUUGGAUUUAACGGGAACGACUUUUUCCCAUACACAACUAUCCCUGGAGAGUCAACACCAGCCAUUUUUGAAGGUAACAUGGAUAAAAGCACACCCAUUAGGAACCUCUUCAACCGUGACAUCACUGCACAGUAUGUCCGCAUCGUUCCAGUGGAGUGGUCAAAGGAUGGCAUUGCCAUGCGAUUCAAUAUCCUUGGAUGCACACCACCAGAGCCCAAGCCACAAACACCUGUUCCUGGUGUUCCAACAGCCUCACCUCCUAGUGGACAGUCUACGCCAGGACCCUUCCUCAAAUGUGAUGUUCCCAUGGGAAUCCAAAACCCCGGUCUCAUUGGUGACAGACAACUCACAGCAUCUUCCUCCCUCAACGAGUUCACCGGUGCCGAGCGCGCACGGCCCUAUACUCAGAAGGAUGGAUCUUAUUCGGGAGGAUGGAUUCCAAAAUACACAGAUACCAAACAGUGGAUCGAGGUUGACUUCGGUGCAAGCUAUGCAAUAGCGGGGGUUUCUACUCAAGGACGAUCUGAUGGUGCAACUUGGGUGACCAAGUACGAGGUCUACUACAGCAACGAUGGGCGUACGUUCAACGCAAUCUACCCUGCUCCAACAGACACAGUUCCACGUGUAUUCGAGGGUAACUUUGAUCGUAACACCCCACUCAUGAACGUCUUCGCUGAAAUCAAUGCACGUUUCAUAAGAAUCCGACCAGUGGAAUGGCAUGAAGCUAUCGGAAUGAGGUUCAAUGUCUACGGAUGCCAGCUUCCUUCUGCCACCCCAUCCGUACCAACUGGACUGACAGUGCCAACAGCUAUUCCAACAGCUAUUCCAACAGCUGGUCCCACAGUCGGACCUGUUUUCACGACCGCCCCAUCUACCUCCUCCUGCAUGUACUGGACACCCUGGGUCAACUCCAACACUCCAGAUACCAACGGCGAGUAUGAGUCGUUCUGGGACAUGAUGACCGUAGUGAAGAUCUGUGACACCAAGUACGUCAAGAAAAUGGAAUGUAGAACAGCUGCUGCCAAAAUACCGUUUGACCAGACUGGAGAAACAGGAGUCAUGUGUAACCUUGACACCAAAUCCCUUGUCUGUAUGAACACCGACCAGAAAGGAGGCAAAACUUGCUCCGACUAUGAAAUAAGAGUCUUCUGUGAUGAAUGCAGCAAGCCUACAGCAGCCCCAUCAGCAAAUCCUAGCAUCCCCACUGCUGUCCCCAAGACAUGUGACAACAAGUGGUCCGACUGGAUCAACAGACACGAACCUGAUGCUGUCGGUGAGACUGAAAAGGUGACGAAAGAAGACCUUGACAGACACUGCGCUGGUGGCUCUGUAGGGGAGGUCGAGUGCGACACAGUUUCGGACAACAUGGCUUACUAUCUCAGUGGUGAUAUUGUCAAAUGUGAUGCUCAAACUGGACUAUCCUGCAAGCACAGUGACAACACACCAAUGAAGUGUCAUGACUACAAACUUAGAUUCAAGUGCAAGUGUGAGAGUACACCAACAGCCAAACCUCCAACAUCUGGCACAGAGGUUCCUUCUGCGGCCACCUGUACAACUAGUCAGUGGAGUUCUUGGAUCAACCAGGACAAACCUGGCGUUGGUGGAGGAGACUACGAGAAGAUCACACCAGAGCUGCAGAAACAAUACUGCUCUGGAGGAACACUCACCAAGAUUGAGUGCAUGACAGUCGAUGGUAUCGAAUACUACAGCAGCGGUGAAGUAAUGCAGUGUACAAUGGCAGGUGGAUCCACUUGCAACAAUGCUGAUAAUUUCCCAAUGCCUUGCAGUGAUUACAAGAUCCGAUACUUCUGUGACUGUACGACAUCAGUAACCACCGGAGCUCCAGGAAUCGGAGGAAGUGUCACACCAACUGCCAGCCCCGCAAUUGGUGGAAGUGGCACACCAACUGCUAGCCCCGGAAUUGGAGAAAGUGGUACACCAACUGCCAGCCCCGGAAUUGGAGGAAGUGGUACACCAACUGCCAGCCCUGGAAUUGGAGGAAGCGGCACACCAACUGCCAGCCCCGGAAUUGGAGGAAGCGGCACACCAACUGCUAGCCCCGGAAUUGGAGGAAGUGGUACACCAACUGCCAGUCCCGGAAUUGGGGGAAGCGGCACACCAACUGCCAGCCCUGGAAUUGGAGGAAGUGGUACACCAACGUCAGCUCCUGGGACAACAUCUUGCACAAAGUCGCAAUGGACCCCUUGGGUGAACAAUGACAAACCCACAACUGGAGAGGGCGACCAUGAGAUACUAACAGGAAGCCAAAUGUCUCAGUAUUGUGCUGGAGGAAGGCUUGCCAAGAUAGAAUGUAGAACAACCGAUGGCAUAGAAUAUUACAGCAGCGGGGACAUUAUGACGUGUGAUCUUUCUAAUGGUGCUCUCUGUAAGAAUCAGGACAAUUUUCCAAUCAAGUGCAGUGAUUAUGAGGCUCGUUACUACUGUGACUGCCCUAAACCAACAGCUAGCCCUGUACCCGCCCAAACAAGCCUUCCAACAGCCACACCACCACCAUCUGGCACAGGUGUUCCUUCUGCUGGUCCUGAAAUACAGUGUACCAACAGCAAGUGGUCUUCGUGGAUCAACAGAGAUAAUCCAAAUGUUGGGGAUGGCGAUUAUGAAUCAAUGACAUCUGAUGAGUUAACCAAAUUGUGUCCAGGAGGAAAAAUUACUGAAGUCAAAUGUGAAACUGUUGAUGAUAUCCCGUCCUACAGUAGUGGUGAAAUUAUGACCUGCGACAAAAAACAAGGUGUCAUCUGUAGAAAUGAAGACAACUUCCCAAUGCCAUGUAGUGACUACAAGAUCAUAUACUACUGCCAAUGUGCACCAACUGCUUCACCCCCUACAGGUACAGCAGGUACACCAACACCCAGCCCCAUCUUAGGACAAACUGGUGGUCAUCCCACAGCCAUGCGAGUUGUUACAGGAAAGAGCGGUGUUCCAACAGCCAUUCCAAGUGCAGGACAGAGUGGUCUUCCAACAGCCAGCCCAGGUGUUACAGGACUAAGUGGUCAGCCAACAGCCAGUCCAAGUGCAGGACAGAGUGGCCUUCACACAGCCAGCCCAGGCGUUACAGGAGAGAGUGGUGUUCCAACAGCCAGUCCAAGUGCCGGAUUGAGUCGUCAACCAACAGCAGUCCCCACUGUCACAUCUUGUUCCCAAAGUCAUUUCUCCAACUGGGUGAACAGAGACUUGCCAGAGUCAGGAAAUGGAGACCAUGAAUUCAUGACUCCUGAUGAGUUGUCUUCAUUCUGUAAGGGAGGCCAGAUUACCAAGAUUGAAUGUUAUACUAACGAUAUCCCAUCCUACAGCUCUGGAGAACUCUUAACUUGCGACCUGAAGAAUGGCCUCACUUGCAACAACGCAGACAAUGCCCCAGUGCCAUGCUCCGACUACAAGGUCCGCUAUUUCUGCGACUGUAGUGGAACUCCGCAGGUGACAUUAACACCACCCAACAAGAUGCUUGCUAUCCGAUGUGACUGGUCUCCGUGGAUCAACAUUGACACUCCAGACUCAGGCCAUGGUGACAUGGAAACCAUUGACUCCAUCAAGACUAAGCAUGGCGUCUGCAAGAACAUGAAGCAGAUCGAGUGCAGAAUUGCUGGCACAAACACGAUGUCAAGUGCGGCUGGUCAGAGCAGAGUCACCUGUGAUGUGGACAAUGGUCUUCGUUGCUACAACAACGAGCAGCUGUCUUCCAAGUGUUACGACUAUGAAGUUAGGGUUCUCUGUUGGGAAGACACAUGCAAGGGUCCAAUACCAACUGCAGGUCCAACAGGUGCUCCCCACAUCCACACUACAGGCGUCGUCCACGUGUCAACUCAUGUCACAGGCAGUUCAUACAUACACACGACCGUUGCUCCCCUGGAGAGAACGACGACUGCUGUGUGUCCUCCUGGAGAGAUGUGGAAUGCCUGUGCUCACACCUGUGACCAACUCUGCAACGCUGUGUCUGGGGAUAUCUGUGACGGCACAAACCCUCAACAAUGUGUUCCAGGCUGCAAAGAUGAGACAAUCACCGUUCCUAAAUGUGCUGAUGGCGAGAGACUCAAUUACAAUGGCCAAUGUCUGAAGGCAGAGCUCUGCCCAUGCAAGAAACCAGAUGGUACAAUUGCUAAGCCCUUCGAGUUCUACAAGAACCCACUUGAUGAGUGUUCAAUGUGCCACUGCUUCAACAAUGCUGAAGCCUGCACAAAGGAUGAAAGCUGCGUCCCUACAGCAGGACCGUCUGUUCAGCCAACCAUUCAACCAGAAUGUCAUUGGACCAACUGGAUCAACGUUGACAAGCCAACAACUGGCGAUGGUGAUAUAGAAUCGAUUCUGAAGCUGAGAACCACCAACUCCUUCUGUGCUCAUCCACUGAGCAUUGAAUGCCGUGAAGUAUCCACUAAGACUACAGCAAUGGAGUAUGGACAGAAGGUAUCCUGUGACCUCACAACUGGUUUCACCUGCUACAACUGGGAGAACAGUGGCAAAUGCGGGGACUACGAGGUCCGCUUCUAUUGUCCAUGUGCAUCAACCGUAUCUCCAUCAACUAGACCAUCAGGACUCCCAACUGCCUCCCCAAGCGGACAAUCUGGACUCCCAACUGCCUCCCCAAGCGGACAAUCUGGUCAACCAACUGCCUCCCCAAGCGGACAAAGCGGCCAGCCAACUGCCUCCCCAAGCGGACAAUCUGGUCAACCAACUGCCUCCCCAAGCGGACAAACCGGCCAGCCAACUGCCUCCCCAAGCGGACAAUCUGGUCAACCAACUGCCUCCCCAAGCGGACAAACCGGCCAGCCAACUGCCUCCCCAAGCGGACAAUCUGGUCAACCAACUGCCUCCCCAAGCGGACAAUCUGGUCAACCAACUGCCUCCCCAAGCGGACAAACCGGCCAGCCAACUGCCUCCCCAAGCGGACAAUCUGGUCAACCAACUGCCUCCCCAAGCGGACAAACCGGCCAGCCAACUGCCUCCCCAAGCGGACAAUCUGGUCAACCAACAGUUUCACCUCCAUUCUGUGGAUGGUCGGCGUGGACUAACUCUGAUCAUCCCGAUGUUAUUGUUCCCAAUAAGCCAUUCGAAGGUGAUAUCGAAUCAAUUGCUUCUCUUAUGACCAAAACCACCGUCUGCAGUCACGAUAUGAUGAAGCGGGUUGAAUGCAGAGUAGCAGGUACCAAACAGAUGGCAUCUGCGGCUGGUCAGUCGAUCACGUGUGAUGCAAUACGUGGUCUCCGGUGUAACAAUCUGAAACAAAUUGAUGGAAAGUGUCUUGACUACGAAAUGAGAGUGUUCUGCGACUGUUCCACUUUACCUACUGCACAGCCAAGCAUUGGACCAAGUGGCCUCCCAACAGCCAGCCCAAGUGCAGGACAGAGUGGUGUUCCCACAGCAAGUCCAGGUGUUACAGGAAAGAGCGGUCAACCAACAGCCAGUCCAAGUGCAGGACAGAGUGGUCUUCCCACAGCCAGCCCAGGUGUUACGGGAAAGAGCGGUGUUCCAACAGCCAGUCCAAGUGUUACAGGAAAGAGCGGUCAACCAACAGCCAGUCCAAGUGCAGGACAGAGUAGUCUUCCCACAGCCAGCCCAGGUGUUACGGGAAAGAGCGGUGUUCCAACAGCCAGUCCAAGUGCAGGACAAAGCGGUCUUCCCACUAUCACCCCAGGUAUAGGACAGACUGGUCUUCCAACUGCGGUGCCAACUGUCUGCGGAUGGACAAAGUGGAUGAAUAGUAACACACCUGACAAUACUGGUGAAAUGGAAUUGCUUGCAAAUCUCAGACAACAGUUCCAAUUUUGCCACACUGAAGAUAUCACAGCUUUAGAAUGCAGAGACAGCAACACACAUAAAUCCGCCUCGGAAUCUGGCCAGGUUGGUGUAACAUGCGAUAUGAAAUACAGCGGUCUUAUGUGCAGUAACACUAAGCAGAUGGUAGGAGGCACAUGUUUUGAUUAUGAAGUAAGAGUGUUGUGUGAGCCAAAGGGUGUUGAUUGUUCUAAAGUACCAACAGCCAGUCCGACCGUAGGACAGAGUGGCCUUCCAACUGCCAGCCCAGUAGUAGGACAGACUGGUCUCCCCACGGGUACACCAAGUAUUCUUGGACAACCAUCAGUCAGCCCUAGUGCAGCACAGAGCGGCCUCCCAACAGCCAGUCCUAGUGCAGGACAGAGCGGACUUCCAACAGCCAGUCAAGGUGUAACAGGAAAGAGCGGUGUUCCAACAGCCAGUCCAAGUGCAGGACAGAGUGGUCUGCCUACAGCAUCUCCUAGUGGUGGAGUCAGUGGUCAGCCAACAGCUAGUCCAGGUGUAACACGAAAGAGCGGUCAACCAACAGCCAGUCCUAGUGCAGGACAGAGUGGUCAGCCAACAGUCAGUCCAGGUGUAACAGGAAAGAGCGGUGUUCCAACAGCCAGUCCAAGUGCAGGACAGAGUGGUCAGCCAACCGUUAGUCCAGGUGUAACAGGAAAGAGCGGUGUUCCGACAGCCAGUCCAAGUGCAGGACAGAGUGGUCUUCCAACAGCUAGUCCAGGUGUUACAGGAAAGAGCGGUGUUCCAACAGCAAGUCCAAGUGCAGGACAGAGUGGUCAACCAACAGCUACUCCAGUUAUAGGGGAAAGUGGUCAGCCAACAGCCGGCCCACCAGGUGUUACAGGAAAGAGCGGUCAACCAACAGCCAGUCCAAGUGCAGGACAGAGUGGUCUUCCAACAGCCGGUCCACCAGGUGUUGUAGGAAAGAGCGGUGUUCCAACAGCUACUCCAGGUGUUACAGGAAAGAGCGGUAUUCCAACAGCGAGUCCAAGUGCAGGACAGAGUGGUCAACCAACAGCUAGUCCAGGUAUAGGGGAAAGUGGUCAGCCAACAGCCGGCCCACCAGGUGUAACAGGAAAGAGCGGUGUUCCAACAGCCAGUCCAAGUGCAGGACAGAGUGGUCUUCCAACAGCUACUCCAGGUGUUACAGGAAAGAGCGGUAUUCCAACAGCGAGUCCAAGUGCAGGACAGAGUGGUCUGCCCACAGCUAUUCCAGGUGUAACACAAAAGAGCGGUCAACCAACAGCCAGUCCAAGUGCAGGACAGAGUGGUCAGCCAACAGCUACUCCAGGCUUAGGGGAAAGUGGUCAGCCAACAGCCAGUCCAAGUGCAGGACAGAGUGGUCAGCCAACCGCUAGUCCAGGUGUAACAGGAACGAGCGGUGUUCCAACAGCCAGUCCAGUUGCAGGACAGAGUGGUCAGCCAACAGCCAGUCCAAGUGCAGGACAGAGUGGUCUCCCAACAGCCAGUCCAGUGUUUGGAUCAUCAUCCAGUGUAGCCCCAGGCAUGCAGACAACAGCAGUUGUUAGCCAAACCACAACACCUGUGCUUAUCUGCCCUAAUCCAAUGACCAACACUGCUGCGCUUGAAGUUCCGGACAAUCAUCUUAGUGCAUCCUCCAGCCUCUCUGAGUAUGCAGGACCACAGAGAUCUAAUAUUGAUGCAGUUUCCGAUAAAGUCAACAUCGGAGCUUGGAUGCCCAAGACAAUGGACAAAGGACAAUGGAUUGAAGCCAGAUUUGACCACCCUGAAUAUAUCAAUGCUAUUAUCACCAAAGGACGGGAAGGAUCAUCCCAAUGGGUGAAGGCAUUCAUGAUCGCUUACUCAAUCGAUGGCAAGACCUUCCAAUACUAUGAAAAGUCUGCUGGCUCUCCUAAGAUCUUCAACGGAAACUUUGAUGGCGACAGUGCAGUGAGAACAGUGUUGACACCAAUUGUUGCUAGGUAUAUCAGAAUCCAGCCAGUUAUGUGGGAAGGUGCAAUCGCUCUCAGAUUCAGCAUCAUUGGCUGCAGGGCUCCCGAGGAAGUACUUCCUACCCUGGUGCCCUCUGCUGGUCCUUCAGUAAGUCCUACUGCUGCGCCCCAACAGUCCUGUGUGACAAGCACCUGGUCAGCCUGGGUCAACACCAACAGGGCCACAGAUGGACAACAUGAGUUCAUGACCGAUCAGCAGCUCACUGAAUUCUGUCCCAGUGGUAAGGUCGACAAGGUGGAAUGUGAGACUGUUGAUGAGAUUCCAUCCUACAGUACUGGAGAGAUUGUGCAGUGUACAGUUGAAAAAGGUCUCGUCUGUAAAGACGGAGACAACGCCCCCAUCCCCUGCAGUGAUUACAGAGUCAGAUACCACUGCGACUGCUCCGGCGUACCAACAGCUAGCCCAGGUCAAACCGGAAGUGGCCUCCCAACUGCAACCCCAGGACAAGCCGUAAGUGGAACCCCAACAGCAAGUCCCGGAGUUCAACUGACAGCAAGCCCAACACCAAACAUACCAGCUGGAUGCAGAGAAGAAAUGGGUAUGGCAAACGGCAUCAUCCGCAACGACAUGAUCUCCGCCUCCUCCUACCGCGACGGCCUUCACUCCGCCAUCAGUGCACGUCUUGGAGGAAACAGUGCCUGGUUGGCCGCCACUGAGAACAAGAACCAGUACAUCCAGGUCGACUUCCUUGCUCCAAGGAUCAUUACCGGGGUCACCACUCAGGGCCGCCCGACGGCUCCCAGCUACGUGACCUCCUACAAGGUGUUCUACUCCUACGACGGUGCCAACUGGAAUGCCUACAGAGAGACCAAGGGAGAGGAUAUGAUGUUCUCCGGCAACUUCGACAACGUGACUCCUGUGACCAACACCUUCAUGACGCCAAUCCGAGCCCGCUAUAUCAGGAUUAGCCCUCAGACAUGGAGCGGCAUGAUCGCCCUGAGGUUCGAGAUCCACGGAUGCUUCGAGAGCUACCCAACCAUGUCGCCUACACCAGUGAACCCCCUCAAACCAACAGCCUCGCCCCUGCCGGGCAGUUCCUCCACCGCUGUACCCCCACAAGUCCAAACAGUCACACCCUUCCUUCCAGCCGGAUGUGUUACCUGGGACAAAUGGAUCGAUCUUGGCCACGUGACUCUUACAUCUAAUGGCGACCGCGAGCCAAUCGAGGAGGUGAUGAAGGCAUCAUUAACAUGUCAGCAGCCCAUGAGCAUCGAGUGCCGAACCGCCACCCCCGACCACACCGCUUCCGGCGAGACGGGUCAGAAGGUUACCUGUAAUCUGUGGGAAGGUCUCGUCUGUAACAACGCUGACCAGAAGGAACCUAUGUGCUUUAACUAUGAAGUCAGACUUGGCUGUCUGAAACAGACCCCAGAAUGCUUGUCUAAGAUUCCCACCGCAACACCCACCGCCGGCCCAUCCGUCUCUCCCCCCAUCAAUGUCAUCCCCUGCUACACAGGAAUGGACCUGAGUCAGUGCCCCAAGGAGGGAUGCUCCAACGGCUACUACUGCGACGGAGUCCAGUGUGUCAAGAAGGCCGAGUGUCCGUGCAUGAUUGAUGGUCAAGUUGUCCUGCCUGGUCGAAUCACCCAAAACAGCAACUGUGACACCUGCCAGUGUGUCCAUGGAGAGGUCAAAUGUCUGCCCAAGACCUGCUCACCCUGCAAAGAGGGUCUCUCAACCGUUUUGGAUAAGGAUACAUGCGAGUGCGAGUGUGAGACAUGCGCAACUGGAGACUUCCGUUGUGGAAAUGGCCAAUGCAUCCCUCACUCUGCCAGAUGUGAUGGUGUCGCCGACUGUAUCACUGAUGAGUUCGAAUGCAUGUCCACCCCUAUCUUCACACUGCCGAGCACCCCGACACCGUCACCAACAAUGCCAGGAACAGCUGCGCCCAAGUUGACAACAAGUCAUUUCAACGACAUUAUCACGCCACCUGUCAAGAUUGUGACAACAGGCAUUGUGCCCAACACCACCGUCCACCUACCACCACACGUGCCUACUCCAACUGCCUGUGUCGAUGUCAAGUGUUCUCCCCUUGUUCAGCCUCCACUGAACCAGGGUGAGGUCGCCAAGGUCAUCAAGAGCCCGGAUAGUUGCUGUGAGGAGUAUCUGGUUGUCUGCGAGCCACGUCAAUGCCCAACCAUCUCCAAGGAUUGCAUGAAGCCCGAGGUCCUCACCAUGGUCGACAGCGGCGAGAGGUGUUGCCCGGAGUACACUUGUGUGUGUCCACCAAAGUGUCCAGUUCCUGCACAACCACCAUGUGCUUUCGGAUCCCAGGUCGUGGACAUCUUUGGUGGCUGCAACUGCACAACCAAGGCAUGUGUUGCCGGCACUUCGAGUCCCUUCCCCGUGGUGACCACGGCCGUCACCAUCCCCGUCUGCAGAUACUCAAUGACCAAGGUGGUGACCAAUGGUAAGGAGGUGGACCGCCCCAGGCCAGUCGAGGUGACCCACACUGUUGGUCAGCAAUGGGCGGAUGGCCUGUGCAAGACCUGCCAGUGUGUCAACACCACCAGCGGUACUGCAGAAACAACAUGCCAUGAACAACAGUGUUCUGCUUGCAAACUGGGAGAGGAGAGACGCACCACCGACGGCACCUGCUGUGGUGAAUGUAUGAAGACUGGUUGCGUUGACAACGGCAAAGUUUACAAACAAGGGGAGAAGAUCCCAUCUUCUAUGAAGUGUUUCGAGAAGAUGUGUACAGUGGACAUAAUGACGGGCGACUUCAUCCUCCAGCAGACCCAAAUACAGUGUGAAAGUAUCGACAAGUUGCCCGUGUGCACAGGAAGCGAAAAGGCCUACGAUUCUACUGGAUGUUGUCUCAGAUGCGUGCCUACAGAUAUGGUGCCAACCAACUCCUCCAACUCGGUAUGCCAGAGUUGCACUCCCAGACUGAUGUUCGGACAAGUCCAGCAAUCCAUUGGCUUCUUCAAGGUCAAUGACGAGGGUGAGGUUUGCUCUAACGUGGAGCCAAUCCCAGAGCUCAAGGAAUGUGCAGGAUAUUGUGGCUCUACUUCAAGUUACACCUCACUCAUGCGCGGCUUCGACAACAAAUGCCUAUGUUGCCAGCCAGCCAAGACGGUAGCCAAGUCUGUCCAGCUUGUUUGCGGUACUGGCAGGAAGAUCACCAAGACCUACAACGUACCGGAAACAUGUGGCUGCAGCGCAUGCUCAAAUGGAGCAUAAUCUCAAACCCACUUCCGCUUCCGGCCUGUGAAAGUGAGGUGCAAUCCUUACCAUUCCCGUGUGACAACUUGACAUAAAUGUAAAAACUAUUUAUUUAUGAACCUGUGAUUACAAUGCUCAAAAUGAUUUAUGUUUAAGUUUUAGUCUCAAAAUGAAACUGUACAUAUAUAUGUUAUACGUUUUCUGGAAUGUGCAAUGUUCUGAACCGUUUACCUGAACAACACAGGUUGACACAUUAAGUUGUUAAUUUUUUUACCAAUGAAUAUAACUGAAUGUCUUACUAAUGAUAUGUGCACUUUGUUUCAAGAUGUUAUACGCUUAUUUAUUGCAAAAUCAUGGUGAGGAAGUCAAUAAAAGCAAUAUUAAUUUACAAAA